Messenger RNA from Labrus mixtus (cuckoo wrasse), 4023 nucleotides. It is a transcript of the gene mgat4b, whose product is annotated as alpha-1,3-mannosyl-glycoprotein 4-beta-N-acetylglucosaminyltransferase B. Bases 214 to 1857 code for a protein of 547 amino acids. Gene Ontology annotation, biological process: protein N-linked glycosylation. Lineage: Eukaryota; Metazoa; Chordata; Actinopteri; Labriformes; Labridae. The transcript has 15 exons. Gene Ontology annotation, cellular component: Golgi stack; endoplasmic reticulum; endoplasmic reticulum-Golgi intermediate compartment. The record is from RefSeq and is a predicted model, not a curated record. Gene Ontology annotation, molecular function: acetylglucosaminyltransferase activity.
AGUCUCGCUGCUGCUGCUCAGACAGCAACAGCUCCGCCCGUCUCUCCGUAUCUCACCGUCUCUCUCUCUGUCUCCGUCCACCUGUCUUUCUCUCUCUCUCUCUCUCUCUCUCUUCCUUCUACCUGCGUCCCCCCUCCCUCCCUCCAUCCCUCCCUCCGUCCGUCCCUCUCCUCUCCCCCCUCUCGGUACGGACAUGCUCCCGGGGCUCCGGAGAUGAGGCUCCGAAAUGUCUCCUUCCUGACGGUCUUGUUGUUCGGACUGUGCGGGCUGGUCUCCCUGUCCUGGUACACCGCCUUCAGCAGCUCCAGAGGAGAUGUGGUGGAUAUCUACCAGCGGGAGUUCCUGGCGUUGAGGGAGCGCCUCCACUCGGCCGAGCAGGAGAACCUGCGUCGCUCCAAAGAGCUGAACCUGGUCUUGGAGGAGAUCAAGAGGGCCAUCGCUGAGAAACAGGCGCUGAGGGACAUCAACCGCACCUGGAGCAGCCUCUCAGAGGAGACAAGGCUCAAGUUGUGGAAUGUGAGCAGCAGUAAAAACGUGCUGCAGCUUCCCUCCAUCUUCCAUCACCUUCCUCACCUGCUGAACCGCGAGGACAGCCUGCUGCCCGCCGUGCACCUGGGACAGGGGCGCACUGGAGUGUCCAUAGUGAUGGGGGUCCCAAGUGUGAAGAGGGAGGUUCACUCUUACCUGACCGACACGCUGACGUCUCUGAUGUCGGAGCUAAGCGCGGCCGAGAAGGAGGACUGCGUCAUCGUGGUCCUCAUCGCUGAGGCUGACCAGCAGUAUGCCAGCAGUGUAGCAGACAACCUGAAGCGCAUUUUUCCAGCAGAAAUCCAGGCAGGUCUGUUAGAGGUCGUUUCUCCGUCCGUUCACUUCUACCCUGACUUCUCUCGACUGCGAGAGUCCUUCGGAGACCCCAAGGAGAGAGUCAGGUGGAGGACGAAACAGAACCUAGAUUACUGUUUCCUGAUGAUGUACGCUCAGACAAAAGGAACUUAUUACGUCCAGUUAGAGGACGACAUAGUUGCUCGUCCGAACUACUUCACCACCAUGAAGAACUUUGCGUUGCAGCAGCCGUCAGAAGAGUGGAUGAUCCUCGAGUUUUCUCAGCUCGGCUUCAUCGGUAAGAUGUUUAAGUCUUUGGACCUGUCGCUCAUCGUGGAGUUCAUGCUCAUGUUCUACAAAGACAAACCCAUCGACUGGCUGCUCGACCACAUCAUGUGGGUCAAAGUGUGCAAUCCAGAGAAGGAUGCAAAACACUGUGACAGACAGAAAGCCAACCUGAGGAUCCGGUUCAAACCUUCUCUCUUCCAACACGUCGGCACGCACUCCUCUCUCGCUGGGAAAAUACAGAAACUCAAGGAUAAGGACUUUGGGAAACAGACCCUCCAUAAAGGUCAUGCCAACCCGCUGGCCGAGGUGACGACCAGCCUGAAGACCUACCAGCACUUCACCUUGGAGAAAGCCUACCUGGGGGAGGACUUCUUUUGGGCGUUCACACCUGUAGCGGGGGACUUCAUACGGAUACGGUUCUUCACGCCUGUCCGCAUCGAGAGGUAUUUCUUUCGGAGUGGAAACAUUGAACAUCCCGGAGACAAACUUUUCAACACAUCGGUGGAGGUUCUGCCCUUCGAUAAUAUUCAGGCAGAGAAAGAGGCCUUGACAGAAGGGAGGGAGAGAACGCCAAAGUACCAUCGGACAGAAGAUGGAUUCAUCAGAAUAGGAAACUUCCAGAAAGGCAUUGCAGAGGGGGAGGUUGACCCCACCUUUGGGCCCCUGGAGGCGAUGCGUCUCUCGGUGAUAACUGACUCACCGGUCUGGGUGAUCCUCAGCGAGAUCUUCAUAAAGAAAGCAGACUGAAGCUCUGCCCCCCCCACCCCCCUCACUGUUACCUCAGCUCCUCCGAGUGUUCAGCCGAGCCAACCGGAGGCCAGUCAGCUGCCGCCCCGCUGACCAGAACCCCAACGCGGUGCCACAGUGCCGCCAUCUGGACGGACCUCAAUACUGCAGGGCUGCAGAGACUGGAAACACAGACCACACAGACGGACUGUGGACGUGAAGAGAGAGAGAGACGAUGCUGUAUUUAACCCUGAAGAGUCUGUAUUUAUGUGUACAUACAGUAAGUAAAUGUUGAAACACUGGUGAUAGUCCAAUCAUCACUUCUGAUGAUCAAACUGCUGCUUCUAAAGACUCAAAGGCCUCUUUCUAUCCGGACCUUUCUACCAACACCGGUGGCCCCACAGUAUGUGCGUAUAGAGCUGUACACACUUCAUAUGAAUGCCCUCUCAGUGUGUGUGUGUGUGUGUGUGUGUGUGUAGUCGCUGCUCUGGGUUCUGUCCUCCCAUCCGAGAGCAUUUUGCCUUAAAGAAGACGAAGAAGAGCCCUGAAACACUGCAACAUGUAGCGACAACAGUACCCACAAUCCUUUGCUGCGACCUCGGACCUUUUCACAUCUUUGUGGCUUGAAACUACUGAUGACAGCUGUUCUUUUCCUUUUUUUAAUGAAGUUUUUUUAAGUUGAUUUAUUUUGAGUUUACUGAGGCCUUUUCAAUGACAACUGCUCUGUUAGAUUCUGCAGUUCUUUAACGUACUUAAACACACGACACAGUAAAGUCCAGUACUAUACUGUAUACGAUUUACUUCACUGUAAGGUUGUCACCAUACCAGAAUUUUAAACUUUGAUAUGAUGUUACUAACACUCUAAUGAUAGUGAUACCUCCUUGACAAUAGAAGAAAAAAUAAAAGUCCUCGUCACCCAAUAUUGAGUAAUUUAUUGUUAUAAUUGUUAAACAUUUCAGGCAUACUCCUGCAACCAACGUAAUCAUGCUAUUUAGACGGAGUGUGUGGGAGUUUGCCUCCAAUCUUUCAUGGACUCAUUCUUCUCCUACACACCUGUCCAAUGGAAUAGAGGUAGUCUAUCAAGAAUCAGUCCUCUUUGCUACUAUCGAUCAUUAAAGUCAUAAUUUAAAGGUCCCAUAUUAUGCUUUUUCUGGUUUUAUAUGCUCUUAAGUGUGUUUUCCAAGUGUCCUGUGCAUGUUUAGGCACAUCUAUGUGCAAAAAUUCAAAGUCCGCGGAAAUGCGGCUUCUCCUACGUCCUCCUGUUAGCUGCAGCAUUAGCUGCAUGUAACGCUCGGUUCUAGCCCCCCUCGAAAAAAAUGUGCCAGUGUGACGUCUUGUCAGUGUGAGAUCACUGAUCUAAGCCCAUUGGCUCGUUGUGGCAAACCCUGCAGCUCAUGUUGCACGCCCAUUAACUUCUAUAGCACGCCCACGACAUGCCGUAGCCUGCGGUAGCACAGUAGUGCUAAGGUGCUAAUGUUUUUGCUCCCCUCGGAGCCAAAGUGGCUGCAUUCCCAAUAUGGUAAAAGGGGCGAGACAUUUCCGAGAACCGUGCUGAGUGACUGACCAAUUACGGCAGAGCCGACAGGCCGACCAAUCAGAUCAGACUUGGCACACGUGGGGACUUCAGAGCCUUAGAGAGAGAGUCAGAAGCGAGCCGGUGCAUGGAGCGGCAGUACAUGAAAACAGACACUUUUUUCAAACUUUAGCUAUUGUGAACAUACUUUAGUAGGUACAUAGAUUAAAUAUACAAACCCCAAAAAGGGCAUAAUAUGGGCUCUUUAAAUCAUGUGGUAUCGAAAAUAAUCAAAAUAUUGAGAACCUCACAGUACUCUAAUGAGCUCUAAAGCUCUGUGACGAACUCUGCAUUGUUCCACAGUACAUAUCAGUACUCUACCUUAUUCUAAAGUACUCAUGUCAUCUCAGUACUCUCACAGCCUCCAGUGCUUGAAUGAACUCUCCAGUGUAAGUUUGUUAAUGGUUUGGAUAUUUUGAUACUUUUCAAUACAGAUAUCAUUGUUCACAUCUCUUUGCAGAGCAGCUUACUUGUUUUAACCGGGCUGCAGAGCUCCAGAAAAGGCGCAUAUGUUACGUCUGUUGAGGUAUCCUGCAUUGAUUUGGUAGAUAAAACAAGGAAUUAACCCAAUACUGGUUGCCGUGGUAUCUUAACAGGUAUCGAUACUGUUUGAU